Molecule: messenger RNA, 1234 nt
Organism: Rattus norvegicus (Norway rat)
Lineage: Eukaryota; Metazoa; Chordata; Mammalia; Rodentia; Muridae
Source: RefSeq, a predicted model, not a curated record
UGAUGUCACCAGUGUUGUAGUGACAACCAGUGCCCUAGUUUCUCUCAGUCUGAGUCUGGCGAUUACCCCAUAAGACAUGUUUUCCCGUCUUCUCAAGCGUUUUGGGAGGGGGAACAUCGAUUGUGGAGAAACUAGAGUGAAGGAGUCUAGCGUUUUGUCCCAAAGUAAUGAUGGACCACAGGGCUUCUGGGGAAUGUGGAGUACGUUCUGGGCAGUGUAUGUUGAGCUUCCUGUCAGGGGGGCUGCAGGCUUAAGCUGACCUUUCUAGCAAUGGGCCACAACAACCAGAACAGCUAAAAAGGAAUUGAUUUUCCACGAAUAUCACAAUUCCUGAGGGUCAAGGAAUUCAGAACUUUGGUUUACCCAUCCCCACAGGGAGGAUAUGACACUGGGAGAGAAACAUCAUCCUCUUGGACAGACCUAAGUAAGAAGCAGGCCAAGAAGGAAAGGAGAGGCUGAUUAAAGAGCUGCAGCUCAUUACCGAGGAGAGAAAUGACCUGAGAGAUCGCCUGAGGUUUCUGACAGAGAGAUCCAUGAACAACAGGCCCUAUUUCAGGCCAAAUCCAUAUUAUGAAGAUCUGGAGAGAAUGGAGGAGGUGGUCAUGUCAAUUCUGCACAACUUAGUGAUGGAGAACACUGAGAUCCAUGAGAACAACCAUGAGCUGAAGAAGGAGAUGACCUUCUCUAGAAACCUGCUCAACCAGCUCCUGAUGGAGAACACAUGUAGGAAGAAGUUGCUCCCACUGAAGCAGGAGAGCAAGGAGGUACAUCUUGAUUGUGCACUGCACCAGAAAUAUUUGGUUGACUUCAACAAGAAAGAUAAAGACCAGCAACCUCCAGACCCAGCAUCAUCUGGUCUCAGAAAGUGCAAGAGAGCUAGAAUUGGACACACACCAGUAAGAGAGCUUCCUGAAGAAUAAGUUGCUUUCUCAGGAGUCCCUGAUGACAAACAUCCUGAACGAAAACACCACUUGAGAGACAACUUGGGGGACUGCCUUUCAUUAUGUGUGCUAGAGGAGAAACAGCAAUACAUCUGUGCUUCUAAAUGUUAAGAAUAUGCUGUUUAGAAAUAUUUUUGUUAUGAUUUUAAUUGAAGUUUUCUUUUUGUUGUUUCAUAUUUAUAUGUUCUUGUUACUAUUUUUCACUUUCAAAUAUUUUUACAUAUUUUUAUUUAUUCAUUUUAAUCCUGUUUUGUUGUAAAAAUAUAUUCGUUAUGAAUAAAAAUUGAAUUCUA